AAAUAUUGAAUUGCUCAUAAGAUGUCACAAGUUUCCAUAUUUAUAAAAACGCUGUUCAGUCAGAUUCUACUUGAAUUGAGGGUAGACACAUUGUAGACAGCUGCAGUAGUAUAUAUUGUAAAAAUAUUAGAUUCUUUAUACUACGGCCGGUAAGACAGGCAUCAGGCACUUUGAUUCCCAUGUUCAGCUUAAUUCCUGAAGAAGUGAUUAAUGAGUUAGCCCCAAGGUAGUGCAGCCACUCAUUAAUACAAUAUCUAUGUUGUUCACCUAUAACUGAUCGGGGAUUCCUCGUUCGGAAAGAAUGUUUCUCCAUCUUUUUUGUGGGUAUUUAUUUAGUCAUUGGAGUAUGCUAAGCAAUGUUAUGUUUGUAGGCUACGCAUAUUCCAUGUGAACGUGUGCAUAUAUUAUAAUUAAUAAUAAAAUCCAUCUUUCAUUGUGUGGAAAUGCAGACAAGAAAGUAGAUGGCAUAGGCAUCACCAUGUUGAGAGAGAUUGCAGAGCGUGUCAACUUCACCUUUAGCCUCCAGGAGAUUCCUCCUGAUGGCUACUGGGGUGAGCUGAUCAAUGGCACUUGGGUGGGAAUGUUAGGGCAGGUAGUUCGGAAAGAGAAAGACUUCAUCAUCAAUGGCUUCGCCGUGGUUCUUGAUCGUUAUCAGGCUGCUGACUUCACCGUCCCUUAUUUUACUGACUCUUACAGUAUCACUCUCAAGGUUCCUCCUCCCUUUCCGCGGUGGCUGUCUGUGGUGCAGCCUUUUAGCAGAUGGGUAUGGGUUGCUGUCAUACUAUCGCUUAUAGUCCUUACAAUUAUUUAUCAUAUCCUGAUCAGAAAUGAUCACAAGUUAGUUUACAAUAAUAAGUACGAUGUAGUAUCGUCGCUAGUAUGGUUGUCAAGAAACUUGCUGUACCAGGCAUCGCCAAAUAUUCCUUCUGCACCGGGAUGUAGAGUGUUUCUUGCCUGCUGGUGGAUAGCAGGGCUGGUGCUGUCUACUUCUUACAUGAGUAACCUCAUUGCUUUCCUCACAGUUCCCUCUCAGACGAGCAGAAUUACUACUCUCGAGGAACUCGCCAACUCAAAAAUAAAAAUCCACAUGCUAGACUAUGGAAAUUUCGUACCAGGUUUUUUGUGGUCCUCAAAAGAGCCUGUCCUGAGCAAACUUGGGGAGAAACUUUCCCUUCUUCCUGACUAUGAUAAAGUUAUUGCUGCUUUUGAGGAAGGUGCCGGUGUCCUAGAAGCUUCGGCAUACUCUCAGUUCCUAUUCAUCACUCGACAGAGAAUCAAAACCUCUUACGCUGUUGAAGAGAAACUGUUCCCGAAUUUCGUGGCUUGGGCAUUUCAAAAAGGGUCACCAUACAAACUCGUUUUUGACAGGUACCUUGAGCGCAUGACACAUUCUGGAUUGGUUGAGUAUUGGCAUCGUUCUGUAGUAGACAAGUUUCAACAUUCUACUGGACAAUUAGCAGGUAGCGAAUUUUCUGGAGAAAUGACGAGCCUCCGACCUCUAACUCUAGAAAAUUUACAAGGUGCUUUUAUUGUUUUGGGUUUAGGCACUGUUCUUGCUAUUCUUGUACUACUUAUUGAAGUGAUAACUAACAGGUGUUAAGGAAAGCAGCUGCUACACCCGGCAAUCUACCCUCAGCAACUCUCAAGAGGAUAGGCAUACUGAAUUAGAAUUCAUUUAAUGCAAAAUUUUGGCUUUAAGAUGUUCUGGUAACUUAUUUUAUGGUGGUAACCAUCUUGGAUGCCAAUAUUCUGGUUCUUGUAAGGAAAAUGAGUUUAACCAGACCACUGUGCCAAAAGUACUAAUUCACUGACUUUAACCAAAUUCCUUAACAGUAAAGUUCCACUAUGA
This is a messenger RNA of Macrobrachium nipponense, 1849 nucleotides long. RefSeq names its product glutamate receptor ionotropic, kainate glr-3-like. Gene Ontology annotation, molecular function: ligand-gated monoatomic ion channel activity. The record is from RefSeq and is a predicted model, not a curated record. The transcript has 5 exons. NCBI's taxonomy places the organism in Eukaryota, Metazoa, Arthropoda, Malacostraca, Decapoda, Palaemonidae. Bases 479 to 1600 code for a protein of 373 amino acids. Gene Ontology annotation, cellular component: membrane.